This is a messenger RNA of Astyanax mexicanus (Mexican tetra), 2505 nucleotides long. It is a transcript of the gene slc35f1, whose product is annotated as solute carrier family 35 member F1. The transcript has 8 exons. Gene Ontology annotation, cellular component: membrane. Bases 254 to 1438 code for a protein of 394 amino acids. Gene Ontology annotation, biological process: transmembrane transport. The record is from RefSeq and is a predicted model, not a curated record. NCBI's taxonomy places the organism in Eukaryota, Metazoa, Chordata, Actinopteri, Characiformes, Acestrorhamphidae. Gene Ontology annotation, molecular function: transmembrane transporter activity.
CAGCUCAGCUCGCUCCGGCAGUCAGAGCGAGCGGCCAGUGCAGCGCUGCUGCUCCCAGUAUGAACACAGAGAGCUGAGACCAGAGCAGAGACCGACCGGGCUGCAUCUCUCUCUCUCUCUCUCUCUCUCUCUCUCUCUCUCUAUCUCUCUCUCUCUCUCUGUUUCUCUGUGUCUCUCUGUGUUUGAGUUACUGGUCGUCCUCCUGCUGUUUUUUUCUCUCCGCAUGAUGGAAAGCUAGAGCUGGAGCUCUGAGAUGCCCUUCAGCGCAGACAUGAUCUCCGAGCAGCACAAUCAUCAUGUCGUUAGCACCAUCGAGACGGUCCCCUCAGACACGGCCACUGCCUCCCCCACGCUCCUCACCCGGCUGAGGAAAGUCUUUAACAGAGAGCUCCUCCUCACUCUGGCUAUGGGCCAGGUCCUGUCGCUGCUCAUCUGCGGGAUUGGCCUGACCAGCAAGUACUUGGCUACUGAUUACCAUGCCAACACUCCAGUGUUCCAGAGCUUUCUCAACUACAUCCUGCUGUUCCUGGUCUACACCACAACACUCGCAGUACGACAAGGAGAGGAAAACUUGCUGGCAAUCUUGAAAAGACGAUGGUGGAAAUACAUGAUCUUGGGCCUGAUUGAUAUUGAGGCCAACUACCUGGUCAUUAAAGCCUACCAGUACACCACUCUUACCAGUGUGCAGCUGCUGGACUGCUUCGUCAUCCCUGUGGUUCUGCUGCUGUCCUGGUUCUUCUUGUUAGUGAGGUAUAAGGUGGUGCACUUUGUGGGUGUGGGCAUGUGCCUGCUGGGCAUGGGCUGCAUGGUGGGAGCUGACGUGCUGGUAGGAAGACAGCAGGGCUUGGGAGACCAUAAGCUGCUGGGGGACCUGCUGGUUCUGGCCGGUGCUACGCUGUACGGCAUCUCUAACGUGUGUGAGGAAUUCAUUGUGAAGAACUUGAGCCGUGUCGAGUUUCUGGGCAUGAUGGGCCUCUUCGGCUCCUUCUUCAGCGGCAUCCAGCUAGCAAUCAUGGAGCACAAGGAGCUGCUGAAGGUGCAGUGGGACUGGCAAAUAGGACUCCUGUACAUCGGCUUCAGCGCCUGCAUGUUUGGACUCUACAGCUUCAUGCCUGUGGUCAUCAAAAGGACGAGCGCAACUGCGGUGAACCUCUCCCUGCUGACCGCUGAUCUCUACAGCCUCUUCUGUGGCCUGUUCCUGUUCCAGUACAAGUUUUCAGGGCUCUACCUGCUGUCCUUCUUCAUCAUUUUUCUCGGGCUGGUGCUCUACUCCUCAUCUUCUACCUACGUGGCGCAGGAUCCCCGGGUGUACAAACAGUUCCGUAACGCAGGAAAUGCGGUACCAGACACGCCGAAUGUGGGGCCCCUGGAGCCUUCAGUUACCUACAGCAGCCUCGGCCAGGAGAUUGAGGACGAGCCUCGCAUUCGAGUAGCCUGAAAGGGUGGAGCUUUACAGAUUCAAUCGUCCACUGCCCCUCACACAGUCUGUAGAAUGUGAAUGAUGAUUAUCACUGAAUGAUGUAUAUAACCACGUAGCAAACAAUUACACUGUGAUCACAAACUGUGAAUAGGUAGCAGUGAUCAAUGACUUUCUCAAACCCCUGUAUAGACAUGAUGCCACCUCGUCUCCCCCUCCCCCAGCAACAGUUUAGGUGUUUAGAAGGAUUUGUGCUGACUGUUCGUGCAAAAGCGCCAUUGUGAUUCUUUUAUUUUCUUAUAUGAGCACAAGAGGUUCAAUGUAUUUGAGAUUUUUACAUGUAUUUUCUUGCUACUCUCAUUAAUAUUUUAUGCCUCUGAGUUAAUUCUCUCAAUCUCUGUCUCCUGGACAACUGCAAUUCUGACUUUUGAUCAGUUACUUAUUGAUUUGCCAAGAGCCAGUGCCUUGCCAUGUACAGCUAUUGUUGUUUAAACAGUAUAACUGAUCACACCAUAUCUGAUCACUUUGCCCCAAGUGUUGUCUGAGGACAUCAUUUUGUGAGAAAGUGCUGCAUUCUGUGCUAAAACAAAAAGGAUAUUAACCAUCCGAAGAACAAACGUGAAACAAAACAAAAUAAAACAAUGAGUCUUUUUUAUCUACUAUGCUUAAACUAUUCCACCAGUUGUCCCUGGUCGGUUAUUCUUUUUUGAGUAGGCAAAGUUACUGAUUGUCUUAGACUGUAUUUUUUUGUUUUUAACACAUGAAAGUAUAUGACACUUUUGUUUGUUUAAUGAUGAAAUGUGUAUUAGCGAUUGAUUAUAAACUUGUACAAAAAAGCAAUGAGAAGAGAGAAAAAAAGACGCUUGUCUUUACAGAGUUCUGUUUUAAUUUGUUUUAUGGCUGAUCAUCAGCUGCACUGUAGUCCUAAGUAUUAUCACAUUUGGAAAAAAAAAUCUCUGUAUAAAGUUAUUUUGAACAGAUUCUUUAAAAAAAUCAUUUGACUUUUUUAUUUGCCAUUUAAAUAUUGGAAUUCUUAAUGUGUCCGAGUGGUCGCUUUAAAUAAAGUAUCUUUGUCUUAAAGCUGAAAA